This is a messenger RNA of Centruroides sculpturatus (bark scorpion), 393 nucleotides long. RefSeq lists its product as uncharacterized. The record is from RefSeq and is a predicted model, not a curated record. Lineage: Eukaryota; Metazoa; Arthropoda; Arachnida; Scorpiones; Buthidae. Bases 1 to 393 code for a protein of 130 amino acids. The transcript is spliced from 3 exons.
AUGGCAUGUAUAGAAGAUAUAAAUGAUGAAUCAGUAUGGAAUGGUCAAAUUGCAAGAGAAGACCAAGUUGUGGAAAUUGACAAAGCGAAAUUUGGAAAGUGGAAAUACAACAGAGGAAGAAUAAUUCCAGGCCAGUGGAUUUUUGGGGGCUAUCACCAUUUAACAGUUAAUCACACUUAUAACUUUGUUGAUCCCCAGACAGGCACCCAUACCAACACAAUUGAAAGAUUGUGGCGCACGGUCAGGUCGAACGUUCCCGUCGGCGGUCGACGAGAAGACCACAUGAUUGGAUAUUUAGCAGAACACCUUUUUAAAUCAAAAUAUUCAAACUUCAAUCAGCGUUUCCACCAUCUGUUGCUUGCUGCUGCGAAGCUUUAUCCGCCGGACUAUUAG